AAACCUUUAUGAUUUAAUUUAGUUUACCUUUGGUUUUCUUCUCCCUCGUUCAGACACAAACUCUCCGUUCAGUUUUUUCCCGGCGUCGCCUUCACUCUACUCUUGUUGUAUUGUAUUAAGCCAUGGAAGCUCGGAUUUUGCAGUCUUCUCCUUCUUCUUGUUGCUUCUCCUCCGGUUCCAUCAACCGACACCGUUUCUCCUCCAUCAUCUCACCAUCUCCUAACCCUCUCUCAGUCAGCUUUCCCCAAAAGACAAGAACAACAAGGGUUUUAUCAAUGUCGAAGAAAGAUGACAACACCGAGAGUCUCAGUUACAAAGGCUCAGGUGUAGACAUCGAUGCCGGGACUGAGCUCGUUAGAAGAAUCGCUAAGAUGGCUCCUGGAAUCGGCGGCUUCGGUGGUCUCUUCCCAUUAGGUGAUUCGUAUCUCGUAGCUGGUACGGAUGGUGUAGGGACUAAGCUUAAGCUGGCCUUUGAGACUGGGAUCCAUCACACCAUUGGAAUCGACUUGGUUGCUAUGAGUGUGAAUGAUAUUGUUACUUCCGGUGCUAAGCCUCUCUUCUUCCUAGAUUACUUUGCUACUAGUCGUCUCGAUGUUGACCUUGCAGAGAAGGUUAUUAAAGGGAUUGUUGAUGGUUGUGGGCAAUCAGACUGUGCUCUCUUAGGUGGAGAGACUGCGGAGAUGCCGGACUUUUACGCAGAGGGAGAGUAUGAUCUCAGUGGGUUUGCAGUUGGGAUAGUGAAGAAAGAUUCUGUUAUAAACGGAAAGAACAUAGUUGCUGGAGAUGUCCUUAUUGGCCUCCCAUCUAGUGGUGUUCACUCCAAUGGCUUCUCUUUAGUAAGAAAGGUGGUGGCUCGAAGCGGUCUUUCGCUGAAGGAUGAGCUUCCUGGUGGAUCAACUACCCUUGGUGAAGCUUUAAUGGCACCCACUACCAUUUAUGUCAAGCAGGUACUUGACAUAAUCAGCAGAGGAGGAGUGAAAGGGAUAGCUCAUAUAACAGGUGGAGGUUUCACAGACAACAUCCCUCGUGUCUUCCCUGACGGUUUAGGUGCUGUUAUCCACACUGAUGCUUGGGAACUUCCACCAUUGUUCAAAUGGAUCCAACAGUCUGGGAGAAUAGAAGACAGUGAGAUGAGAAGGACGUUUAACCUGGGAAUAGGGAUGGUUUUGGUGGUUAGCCCAGAGGCUGCUUCGAGGAUACUUGGUGAAGCCAAGAAUGGAGACUAUGUUGCGUAUAGUAUUGGAGAGGUUAUAAAUGGUGAAGGUGUGACAUAUCAUUAGAUCCAUGUUUGUGUUAUUUUUUACCAACCCUCAACGUGUUCUGAAUUAGAACCGUGCGAACUGUGUUUCAAGUUUUGUGUGAGAGAAGAUGUGACCACUUUGUUUCACGAGUUUUAAUCCAUUUUUGUUGCCGUUAAUUGUUUAUAUACGCCAUUCAUGUCA
This is a messenger RNA of Brassica oleracea var. oleracea, 1442 nucleotides long. Its product is annotated as phosphoribosylformylglycinamidine cyclo-ligase, chloroplastic-like. Gene Ontology annotation, molecular function: phosphoribosylformylglycinamidine cyclo-ligase activity; phosphoribosylamine-glycine ligase activity. The record is from RefSeq and is a predicted model, not a curated record. Bases 123 to 1280 code for a protein of 385 amino acids. The transcript has 8 exons. Lineage: Eukaryota; Viridiplantae; Streptophyta; Magnoliopsida; Brassicales; Brassicaceae. Gene Ontology annotation, cellular component: cytosol. Gene Ontology annotation, biological process: adenine biosynthetic process; 'de novo' IMP biosynthetic process.